This is a messenger RNA of Triticum urartu, 1955 nucleotides long. RefSeq names its product cis-zeatin O-glucosyltransferase 1-like. The record is from RefSeq and is a predicted model, not a curated record. Lineage: Eukaryota; Viridiplantae; Streptophyta; Magnoliopsida; Poales; Poaceae. Gene Ontology annotation, molecular function: UDP-glycosyltransferase activity.
AGAUAAUGGUUAUCAGAAUCAUCAUCUCGUCAGCUGGUGUCUGGCAUCUUAAAUUGCAGAGUAAUACAGUACUAUUUGCAAUUUCAGGUGGAAAUUUGGGAACAUGUUAAUGUGAACGACAAGAGCAGACGGAGCAAUAAUUUAAUCCGGCGUCACGCUGGCGAGUGUCGACUAGUGUGCCUCCUGUCGCGAAAGCUCCGUCUUUUCCAGAGUCAAAAGCGAGCCCGUGAGCCGCCGCCGCCGCCGCGCUCCGAUCUGGAUCACCCGCGAAGAUGGAAUCCCUUCCCGUCGCCGUGGUCACCGUGCCGUUCCCGGCGCAGGGCCACCUGAACCAGCUCCUGCACGUGUCGCUGCUGCUCGCGGGGCGGGGGAUCCCCGUGCACUUCGCCGCGCCGGAGCCGCACCUCCGGGAGGCCCGCGCGCGCGUGCACGGCUGGGACGCCGGCUCCCUCCUCGCCCUCCGCUUCCGCGCCCUCGACGUCCCGGCGCACGCGUCCCCGGACCCCGACCCGUCCUCGCCGUUCCCCACGCACAUGCAGCCCCUGUUCGAGGCCUUCUGCGACGGCGGCGCCGCCCGGGCCUCGCUGGCCUCGCUCCUGCGGGAGCUCUCGGCGUCCCACCGCCGCGUCGUGGUCCUGCACGACCGCAUGGCGGCCUUCGCGGCCGUCGAGGCCGCGCGGCUGCCCAACGGGGAGGCGCUCGGGGUGCACUGCCUCGCCGCGUCCUACAACGUCGGGUGGAUGGACCCCGGCCACCGCCUCCUGCGGGAGCACGGGAUGGUGUUCCACCCGGCCGACGCCUGCGCGACCAAGGAGUUCGUGGCGCUCGCCAAGCGGAUGGGCCUGGAGCGCCGCCGCGCGCCCGGCGCCGGCAUGGUCGUGAACACCUGCCGCGCGCUCGAGGGCGAGUUCCUCGACGUGCUCGCCGCCCAGAGCGCCUCCUCCUCCGACGGCCACACGCUGUUCGCCAUCGGGCCUCUGAACCCGGUGCUGCCCGGCACCGACGCGGCCGCGGCCGCGCAGGCUCCGGCGGAGCGACACGAGUGCCUGGAAUGGCUCGACACGCAGCCGCCGUCGUCGGUGCUGUACAUUUCGUUCGGCACGACGUCGUCACUCCGGGCAGAGCAGGUGAGGGAGCUGGCCGCAGCGCUGCGCGACACCAACCAGCGGUUCGUCUGGGUGCUGCGCGACGCCGACCGCGCGGACAUGCGCGAGUCGGGCGGCGCGCGCGGGCUCGCGGACGCGGCUGCGGCCCUGCUCGGCGAAGCAGCGGCUCAGGGGACGGGCGUGAUGGUCACCGGGUGGGCACCGCAGCUGGAGAUCCUGGCGCACGGCGCGACGGCGGCCUUCAUGAGCCACUGCGGGUGGAACUCGACGGUGGAGGGGCUGAGCCACGGGAAGGCCAUCCUGGCGUGGCCGAUGCACAGCGACCAGCCAUGGGACGCGGAGCUGGUGUGCAAGUACCUCGGGGCCGGCGUCCUCGUGCGGCCAUGGGAGGAGCGGGGGGGCGUCACGCCGGCGGCCGCCAUCCGCGGGGCCAUCGAGAGGGCGAUGCGAUCGGAGGAAGGGGCGACGGUCCGGGAGCGGGCGAGGGCGCUCGGGCAGGCCGUUCGCGCCGCCGUGGCCGACGGCGGGUCCUCGCGCCGGGACCUGGACGACCUCGUGGCGUACGUGACGAGGUGACGGACCGAUCGACGCCUCGACGGCGCGGCAAGCCGGCCAUAGAUGGGCAACGUGGAGCUGUCAAGUUAAAGGUCCAUGGCUGUUUACCACUAGGUGAAAUUGUGACGGCGUGGAAGGAAUACUAAGAGUGACAUGACUGUCGUCGAGUCGAGCUAACCAGUGUCAUCGCAUCACAACCAGAGACUCCCUGGCAAUGUUUCCCUGCUACCUAGACCUAGAUCCACAACCAGAGAAAUACUACGACAUAGUUGGAGAAAUUUGACCGUAUUGAUA